AUGUCAAUAUUAGAUAUAUAGAUAGAUAGUACUCGUUAGAACUAAGGAGAAGCAAUUAAAUCUAAAGACUGGGAGCAAGUCAGAAAUAAAAAAUUUUAAGAAGAUGAACUAUUAUGGAAUGAUUCAUAAUUUAUCAUAAACGGCAAAAAAGAAAAUCAAACAAUAUAAUAAAAUAUUUAAAUAUAAUAAAGCUAGGAUAUCUUGUAAAGAUACGAUAGCGAUUUGGGCAACUCAUAGAGAAAACCUAUAAACUUUAAGAAUUAAAAUAGUCGUAAGUUUUAGUACAUUUCAAGAUAGACAAGUAGUAGAAGUAGGACUAUUGAAUUAGAUGCUUCAAACAUAAAUGAAUUAUCUCGCAUAAAUUAGAUAGAGGAAUCAAUCCCUAUAAAGGAUUAGAAGAAUGAAAUUUAAGGUUGUGAACCUCUACAAACAAAUUAAAAAAAUAAUAAUAUUCGAACUAAUAACUUUAAAAAUUAUCCUUCUAAAGCUAUGAUAUGGGUCACAAAGCUAAAACUUAGGCUAAGAAACUUUAAACUAAACUUUAAUAAGGCAUAUGAAUCUAAAUUGUUGAAUAGUGAGAUGCGCUUAAUGAUAAACGACUCCAGUGAUUCAAUUGAAGAAAAAGAAACGUUUUUUGAAACUCUAGAAAAAUGUUGUAGCAAAUUUACUGUAUUCAAUUAUUUAAAAAAAAUUCCUCUUUAUAAUCUAUCAAUCUUUUAAGUAGAUGAUGAUUUCUCAAAAAAAAUUUUCUAAAUAAUCAAUAUUGUGUGGUUGAUUGAAUUAAUUUUCAAUCUUAAUUCUUAAAUUCAACAAGACAUGGAAAUAAUUACUAGUAGAGGUAGAGCUUUCUUAAUUUAUAUUAAAAAGAAGCUUUUAUUUGAUUUAGUUCCUUUGAUACUAAAUUCUCAAUUCGAACAUACUUCUUCAGCUUUGCUGUUUUAAGUCUUUUAGUUCCUUAAAUUGUUUAACAUAAUUCAUGAUUUGAAGUAUGUAGAAUUGCAGCUUUGUAUGAGAGUCAAAAAGCACUACUUAAUUCAGCUUAUCAAUCUUGUUUUCGGUUUAUUUUUUAUUGGUCACAUUAUAUCUUAUCUUUGGUUCCUAAUCGGAUAUGUAGAAAUCAACUAUUUGCAAAAUCAGAAAUCAUGGCUGGCUGAUGAUAUGUAUACUGAUGCAUUCUGGUGGUAAAUUUAUUUUUCUUCUCUUUAUUGGUCUUUAACUUUAAUGUCUACUGGAUCAAAUAUUUGCUCAGCUAAUUUAGAAAUCAUGUUUACAGUAAUAAUUAUGCUUUUCACGAGCAUUUCUUUUGGAUAUAUAGUUACUAUUAUUGGGGAUAUUUUAUCUGAGAUGAACUCUAAUGAUCUAAAAAGAAAGUAAGACAUGAACGUCAUUAACAAUUAUAUGCGUUAAAGCAGUAUAUCAAAGGAAUUGUAGGCAAAUGUUAAUUUGUAUAUGUAGCAAUAUUACCAAAAUAAUUUUUAGGAAGAAAAAUAAAAUAAAUAAUUAGUGGUUAGUAAGUUAUCAAUUGAUUUACAAGAAAGCUUAAAGAGAGAAUAAUACAAAGAAAUUAUUUCAUAAAUUGAUAUUUUGUUUAAUAAAAUAAUAAGCUAUAAAGCUCUUUAAGAUAUCGCUCUCUGUAUUGAAGAAGAAUUUUAUUUACCUAAUCAAAAACUUAAGAUUGAUAACACUGACUAGUCGCUAUUAUUUAUCAUUUAAGGAGAAGUGGAAAUUUAGACUAGUCAAGGAGAGGAAAAUAUAAACAGCAAUUAUAAUAAAAAGAAGCUAGGUGCAGGAAAAAACUUUGGGCUUAUUGAAUUUAUAAGUGGAAUUUCUAAAAAUCAUAGUUUAAAAUCAACUAUGUUUACUCAAAUUGUAAAAAUUAACAGAACAGAUUUCAUAAGAAUUAUUAAAGAUAAUGAUUUAGAUUAUUAAAAAUUUUGUGAAUUAAGGGAUAAAAUAUUAUUUUAUUCAAACUUUUAGGAUUUGAAUAUGAAAUGUAAUUUUUGCCAUUCUUUCUUUCACUAAGAUUUAAAUUGUAAAUUGGUUAACUUUGACAAGAAUAAAAUUUACAUUUCAUAAAGUGUAAAUUAAUAAGAAACCCAGAAAAGAGUUUUUCAUUAGCGAAAUAAAAUAAAAAAUAUAAACCCUUUAUAUAUUUAAUUUGCUAUUAAUCAAAAUGCAUUGACUUUUAUAGAGGAUUUGAAAAAAUUGAAGGAUAUAGAUGUUUUAGAAUAGUUUAAUAUAACGCUAAGUGAUUAAGAUGAAGAUUGUAUUUCUGAUAAUAAUAAUAAUUCAGAUCAUUAAUAAAAACAAUAAUAAAAAUAAUCACAAAAAGAGCUUGAUUCUAAAAAGAAUUCUUAAAAUAAUAUUUCAUAAAAAGGAGGAGAGAAUUGUAUUAGGAAGUAAAGCAUUUUUGUUCUAAAUAAACAAUCAGCUUAGGAUUUAGAUAAUUAACAAAAUUAAUAGGAGUCAAAUUCAGCACACAAGCAAGAAUAAAGUACUGAAAAACUUAAUUUAAACGGUUUCGAAGUUUUUGUAUAAAAUUCAAUAACUCUAUUGAAUGAAAAUCAAAGAAUUACUGUUAAGGAAUUUGAUAAAUGUAUGAAACAAGAGUCUGAAAAUACAAAAAUUUCAGAAGAAAAGUUUGAUAGUAUGAAUACAAUCUCUUAGAAAAGGAAGCAACCACAUUAGACAACUAGCAAAAGCAUUAAAAAUAUAAGUAUUAGAUAAUUAUAAAGAGCAUCAUGUUUCUUUGAAAAUCUAAAUCAUGAUUAAAAUGACAAUUUUAAGUAAGAAAUGUAAAAAUUGAUGGAAAACUUCAAAUUAUUGAAUUAAACAAUAACCAACAAUGGAAACAAUCAAAAAAACUCUUCUUAUUUCUUAACCGAAGAAAGUAAUAUAAAAAAUUUUAAAAACUGUUAAAGUUAAAUGAUGUAUUAUGAUUUUGACAUACUCAAAGAUUAUGCAAAAUAUUUUCCAUUAGGUAAUUCUAAAGAAGUUAUCUUCAGAUUAAAAAAUUAAAUAAAAAAAAAAUUUAAAAGAGCAAAUGUUAGCUUUUUAUUUUAAAAUAAAAUAUGA
Tetrahymena thermophila SB210 is the source of this 3075-nucleotide messenger RNA. Its product is annotated as cation channel family transporter. The record is from RefSeq and is a predicted model, not a curated record. Lineage: Eukaryota; Ciliophora; Oligohymenophorea; Hymenostomatida; Tetrahymenidae. The transcript has 5 exons.